UGUGUGUGCGCGCGCGCGUGUGUGUGCGCGCGCGUGACUGCGAGGAGACCGAGGAUUAUCUGACUAUAUGUUGAAAUACAACACAUAACGUAAAGAAAAAGAGGAAAUGAGUGUUUCCGUGGUGGCGCCUUCUUGUUGUUCUUCAGCGGCUGUAACAGAAGGACCAGCGGAGGACACGCUGCCACCAAGGUGAGAUGAGGGACCGACUGUGUGAGCUGGAGACCAUCACCUCCAAUCAUUUAGCAGAGGGUUGCGAGAACCCCGACAACACCAGCGAGGAUGAGGAGCUGGGCCAACAGGCCAUCGUGUUCCAGGGAGAGGACGUGAUGGACAACAUCUACAAGGAGGCCCAGGCCAUGAGGAAGGACAUGCAGCUGCUCAAGCUGGACGUGAAGCGCCUCGGGAAGCAGAACACCAGGUUCCUCACGUCCGUCCGGAGGUUCAGCAGCAUCAAACGGGACUCCAACGCGCUCGGGCGGGAAAUCAAGGCCAGGGGCGACGCCAUUUACGCUCGGCUGGAAAGGAUCAGGAAGCUGAGCAAGGAGCAGGAGGAGGAGCACGGCCCCGCGUCCGCUGUGGCCCGCAUGGCGCGUGCCCAGUGCGUGUCUCUAACCAGCGCCUUCCACGACGCCAUAUCAGAGUACAACGAGGCGGAGAUGGUCCAGAGGGAGAACUGUAAAACUCGCAUCCAGAGGCAAGCGGAGAUCAUGGGCAAGGAGGUGAGCAGGGAGCAGAUCGACGAGAUGAUCGAGACGGGCAAGUGGAACGUCUUCUCCGAUAACCUCCUGCUGGAGGGGAGGACUGCCAGAUCUGCUCUCAGCGAGAUCGAGACCCGGCACAAGGAGCUGCUGGAGCUGGAGGGCCGCAUCAGGGACAUCCAUGAGCUCUUCUCGCAGAUGGCCCAGCUGGUGGAGGAGCAGGGCUGCAUGCUGGACAACAUAGAAGCCAACGUCGAUGCGACUCAGGACUAUGUUGUCAAGGCCACCGCUCACAUCAAGAAGGCUGUGAAAUACCAGAAAAACAAUCCAUGCAGAAAACUCUUCUGUUGUUGCUGCCCUUGCUGCAAGUGAGACGGCACCAGUGUUAUUUUCUCAUUUGGCUUCAGUUUAGCUUCCUAUGCAUAAGAUAACAAUUGCUUUAGUUUUUAGUUUAUGUAUUUAUUGAAGUGAAAUGAAGCCGUGACGCGCUAGUGGAGUUCACAGCCGUUCUGAGAAAAGGACCCUUAUUUCAAACCACACAACCAACAUAGAUAUACAAAUGGCGGUUACAUUUCCUGAUGGUUGCUAAGAAUGUGAGCAUGAUUACUGUAGAGACAUCUACAAUAUAAUGAGUAACCCUCAGCCUAUAAUUUUCUGCUGUAAUGCUAUGUAAAACAUUUAAGUAGUGUAUAUAUACGCAGCCUGAAUGUAGCUGCUUUGGUAACGGAAACUGUCAGUAUGUCUGUUUCACACUGCAGCUAUUACUUAACAAGUCUUAGGAAACUAGCUAGGAAGUAGCUCUUGUGGUUGGCCUGUGGGGGCAAGAUAGAUUGGUAUGGAGCGUGCAACGACGUGUCAGCCAUCCGCAUGUUCUGUGCACUUAUCACCGGCUUCAGGCCCGGCUUUGAGGUUUCUCAAGACCUGUUGCUUCACAGGAAAGACAACACGCUGUGUAAUGCCUCCACUUUUCAGACAUUAAACUGUGUCAUCUUGAAGCUUUCCUGUCAUUUCCCUCACCCCCCCCCCCCCUCCCACCC
Molecule: messenger RNA, 1735 nt
Organism: Pungitius pungitius (ninespine stickleback)
Lineage: Eukaryota; Metazoa; Chordata; Actinopteri; Perciformes; Gasterosteidae
Gene: stx11a
Product: syntaxin 11a
Exons: 2
Coding region: 195-1070 (291 amino acids)
Biological process (GO): intracellular protein transport; exocytosis; synaptic vesicle fusion to presynaptic active zone membrane
Cellular component (GO): presynaptic active zone membrane; SNARE complex; plasma membrane
Molecular function (GO): SNARE binding; SNAP receptor activity
Source: RefSeq, a predicted model, not a curated record